AUGUCGCAUCAAGGGGAGGAGGAGGCGAAGGCUGUAGACCAGAUCCAGCGCUAUGUCAGCCCAAUCUCAGCGAAGUCUUGGAGGAUCAGGAUGACGAAGGAGCACGGAGAGCAGCAGAAGCUGGAGAAAAGAGAAAAGCGGGCUGUUCCCCAGAUGCCGGAUGGAGGCACCACUUUUGUCCACGCCGAGUCACCGGAAUGUGGGGCCCACGGAUUAUCUUAUCGCGCGCCUGAUUUGCUGUGCGGCAAAAGCCUUAGCCCUCGCACGCGGAGGCCGUCGAUCUGGAGUCAACUGGAGCCGGGUUGA
Molecule: messenger RNA, 306 nt
Organism: Penicillium macrosclerotiorum
Lineage: Eukaryota; Fungi; Ascomycota; Eurotiomycetes; Eurotiales; Aspergillaceae
Exons: 1
Coding region: 1-306 (101 amino acids)
Source: RefSeq, a predicted model, not a curated record